AAAUUGUGUGGCACUCCAUACUGCUAUUUAGGGGUGUCUCUGACAAACCAACGGUGUCGGUGAUUCCCCAUUCCUCUCCCUCGAAGAGAGAAAAAUAAACCAAAAAAUAAAUAAAUAAAAAUAAAAAUAAAAUUUAUAGGUUUUUCUCUUUCAUUUGCUUUCAAAUUUUCUUCUUUCGAUUUUCAAUUUUUCCAAUUUUAUGAAUUCUGAUUUCUUCGAUUCUAUAUUGUACUUUAAAAUUUUUUUUUUUCCCUGUACGAUCCGAGUUCAUAGAAUCCCAUUUAGAUCAAUCGGAUCGGAACCAAAACCCUAGAAAGAAGACGAAAAAAAGAAAAAAAAAAAAUGGCGGCAGCGAGGCGGCUCAGAGACCUUCAAUCGCAGCCAGGGAACAAGAUCUGUGUGGAUUGCUCACAGAAGAAUCCGCAAUGGGCUUCGGUCUCCUACGGCGUCUUCAUGUGCUUAGAGUGCUCCGGAAAGCACCGUGGACUCGGUGUCCACAUCUCCUUCGUCCGAUCCGUGACCAUGGACUCCUGGUCUGAGAUCCAGAUCAAGAAGAUGGAAUCUGGCGGCAACGAGCGUCUCAAUUCGUUCCUAGCUCAAUAUGGGAUCCCCAAAGAGACCGAUAUCGUCACCAAGUAUAAUACCAAUGCGGCCAGCGUUUAUAGGGAUCGGAUUCAAGCCUUAGCCGAGGGUCGACCAUGGAGGGAUCCACCGGUGGUGAAGGAGAACAUUAGUGGUGGUAGUGGUGGUGGUAGUAAUAGAAAGCCUCCUUUGGCUCAUGGAGGUGGUGGUAGGAAUGGUAAUUUUGGGAAUAAUGGAGGGUGGGAUAAUUGGGAUAAUGAUGAUGGGUUUAGAUCCUCUAGCGAUUUGAGGAGGAACCAAUCGACAGGUGAUGUUAGAGGUGUUAAUGGAGGUGGAGGAAUGCCGGCGAGGUCGAAGUCGACGGAGGAUAUCUACACGAGGUCGCAGCUGGAGGCUUCGGCGGCGAAUAAGGAUAGCUUUUUCGCUAGGAAGUUGGCGGAGAAUGAUUCCCGGCCGGAGGGCAUUCCACCGUCGCAGGGUGGAAAGUAUGUGGGAUUUGGAUCGGGUCCAGCCCCUGCUCAGCAGAGGAAUAAUUAUAAUGCUCAGGGAGAUAUGUUCUCUGUUGUUUCUCAGGGUUUUGGGAGAUUAUCCGUGGCUGCAGCUUCUGCAGCUGCAUCGGCUGCUAAUGUGGUGCAACAGGGCACAAGAGAGAUCAGUACCAAGGUGAAAGAAGGUGGCUAUGAUUACAAGGUUAAUGAAACUGUUAAUGUUGUAUCUUCAAAAACUUCAGAAAUUGGACAGAGGACAUGGGGAAUAAUGAAAGGAGUCAUGGCAAUGGCGUCGCAGAAGGUUGAAGAGUAUGCUAAAGAUGGAUGGAAGGCUGAUAACUGGCAACGUGAUGAUAGCGAGAAAAAUGGAUAUUAUCAGGAGUUUAAUCGGAAUUCUUCUUCUGGAGGAGGGCAGUCUUCAUCAAGUGGAAAUGUUAAUUCUUUCAGCUCAACUUCUUGGGAUGAUUGGGACCAGAAAGACAACCGGAACGAAGAAGUGACAAAGGGAACAGCAUCAAAUAAUAGUGAUGGUUGGGCUGGCUGGGAUGAUGCUAAAGAUGAUGGAUAUGAUAGUUACUACCAGAGUGCAACUGAUAAGAAAACUGUUGGCCAUAAUGGGAAAUCGGAUGCUACAUGGACAGGGGGAGGCUUUCUCUGAGGUAGAAUUGUAUAUCCUGUUUCCAGUGAAUUCAUUGGUUUACCAACAAAUAUAGUCAUUAUGCCAAAGAUGGUUAUGGAAAUUUCUAGCGGAGUGCUGUGGCAACAACCUAUUGGUUUCAAAUGGAUUUUAGAUCCCAUGUUGAUAGGGGACACUUUUGUUCAGGUUAAUAUAUUGUUAUUAACCCUUUUAUGUUUCUCUUUCAUAUCUUUUAUUUUUGAAAAGGUUUCUGUGUAAGUUAUUGGGGACCUUUUGUGUGUUUGAAAGUAGUUUCAAAUGUGUUCCCCCAAAAAAGAAAAAAAAAAAAAAAAAAAGAA
Messenger RNA from Ziziphus jujuba (common jujube), 2045 nucleotides. Its product is annotated as ADP-ribosylation factor GTPase-activating protein AGD7-like. Gene Ontology annotation, biological process: vesicle-mediated transport. The coding region runs from base 343 to 1728 and encodes 461 amino acids. NCBI's taxonomy places the organism in Eukaryota, Viridiplantae, Streptophyta, Magnoliopsida, Rosales, Rhamnaceae. Gene Ontology annotation, molecular function: GTPase activator activity. The transcript has 4 exons. The record is from RefSeq and is a predicted model, not a curated record.